GUCCCCGCUCACACUGUCCCUACAAAUCGAGUUUCCGAACUUUAAAGUAGAAUGUUCGCUUCAUGGUUCGCGGAGAAUCGGUGGAUCCGGUGAGGAGCCACGGUUGGGGUGAAAAGUGGGCUGUUUGUGGUUCCGUUGGGAAUCUGGGCCAGAUGUCAGAGGUAUGGUCGCUUUUUAAGGAGCACUCGCACCUACUACCGCAAAACUGUGCACGAUUUUCACAGUCCACACACGCUGCCAGUUCAUCAGUACCUAGAUAUCCUGUAUCGACGGUUCUUCCUCCAGGUACUCCAGAUCACCGUUUCAACACAACUUACCCAAAAUACCCGGACGUCAGGCGCACAAAACCCGCCGCCAUCUCCUGAAAGCUAUCAUUGCAGCCCGCCUUCUCCCAACCUCCGAGUCCACAACCCAUACCACAACCCGGGGUGCGCUUCGUCGCCACGCAAUACCAAUAUGAUGGACGCUGGCAACUCGAAGGGUGACACGCAAGACUCAGUGUCGCACAAGCCCCAAUCUCAAGCCGACGAACAGAUAAAUAAAGUGGUCACGGCCUAUCCUCUCGAUCCUAUCUUGAAAGAUUCUUCAACGCUCGCCUGCAGCUUCUUUCCUGGACCCGGAAAACAAGGCUUGCCUACAGAGAUACGCCAAAUGAUAUACGAUGAAGCAGUAUCAUUUCCGUGGUUUCAUUCCAAAUACGAAAAGAUCAUAAUGGGAGAUCACUAUAUAUAUUAUGAGGAUACUUCUCAGGCCUUAGCGCUUCUUCGCAACGGCAGUGUCUGGGAGAACGAUGCCUGUAACGCGCCAAAAGUGAAGCUCGCUAUUCAACCGUUCACGCUCCACGUAUAUUGGGAGACACUCAGCACUCGAUCAGGUUUUGAACAAGGCUAUCUAGUGGGGUUGUUGAAAGGACUUGAUGCAGUGUUCGCCAUGGACCAGGAGCAUCAGCGGGCCUCUUCGAUUGCGCCUAGAAAGUGGACCGCACCGCUAUCACCAACUGUACUCAAGUAUGGUUACUCAAUUCUAAGGUCUUUCCUUAUACAAGAAAGAAAUUGGUGGACUUUCAAGAACGAGGACCGCGAAAACGAAUGGUACCAGGACAAAGCUCCUGGAGCCUUCCUCCAGACGGCCAUACUGCAUUUACGCCGAAGCCCAGGGAUAGAUAUUAGGAUCUUUGUCUACAGUCCAUAUCCACCCGAGCGUAGAGAAGGGGAAGCUGAGCGUGUGGAGGAACACAUCAGGACACUUUUAACCCCUCUCAGACGCGGCAUAACGAACACAAGGCUCCCACGCUCAGCAAAGGAUUGUAUCCGUCAUCAUAUCACGCUAGUUGCUUACGACUUUCAAUUUUCGUACUGGAAAGAGAGACUGAAAUGCUUCGAUAGUGAGGUUCAAUGGGAAAAGGCAACACAAGACGAAAGCCAUGGAGGCCCUAGGGAGGCAGCAAUACAUAAUUUUGGGUAUUGAGAUUGUUUAUCAAUGUAG
Messenger RNA from Trematosphaeria pertusa, 1485 nucleotides. RefSeq lists its product as uncharacterized. The coding region runs from base 457 to 1467 and encodes 336 amino acids. The transcript has a single exon. Lineage: Eukaryota; Fungi; Ascomycota; Dothideomycetes; Pleosporales; Trematosphaeriaceae. The record is from RefSeq and is a predicted model, not a curated record.